Molecule: messenger RNA, 2688 nt
Organism: Fusarium coffeatum
Lineage: Eukaryota; Fungi; Ascomycota; Sordariomycetes; Hypocreales; Nectriaceae
Exons: 4
Coding region: 1-2688 (895 amino acids)
Cellular component (GO): plasma membrane
Molecular function (GO): calcium-activated cation channel activity
Source: RefSeq, a predicted model, not a curated record
AUGGGUCAAUUCAUCAGUUGGUUGGAGGACAACCUCCCCGACCCUCAAACGACCAAGGGCAAUGCGGGCGAAGCUCGAGGACCUCAGCCCAAGUCCGUGUCGAGCAUGGUCUCGACUCUUGUCCCCGUCCUUGUUGCGACGGCGGCAUACAUGAUUAUUUUCCUCAUACUGCGUAAAUCCAAUAGGCGUUUCUAUGCGCCUAGAACUUAUCUGGGUUCUCUGCGAGAGAAUGAACGAAGUCCUGCGCUGCCAGAUGGUUGGUUUGGCUGGUUUGGUACCUUUUGGAAGAUCCCCGAUGCCUACGCCUUACAGCACCAGAGUCUCGACGCCUACCUCUUCAUCCGAUUCCUUCGCAUUUGCUGCACUAUCUGCUUUGUGAGUCUUUGCAUCACAUGGCCUGUCCUCUUCCCCGUCAAUGCCACUGGCGGCAACGGAAAGACAGAGCUUGAGUUGCUCUCUUACAGCAACAUCAACAUCGAGAACUCCACCCAGAGGAACAGACUGUACGCUCACUGCUUCAUCGCAUGGAUCGUCUAUGGCUUCGUCAUGUACACCAUCCUGCGCGAGUGCCUUUUCUACGUCAGUGUGCGACAGGCUUUCUUGCUCACUCCCCAGUACGCCAAGCGUAUCUCGUCUCGCACUGUUCUCUUCACUUCCGUGCCUAAGGAUUAUCUCGACGAGGCUCGCAUUCGCACUCUUUUCAACGACUCUGUCAAGAACGUUUGGAUCCCUGGUGAGACCAAGGAGGUUGAUGAGAUCGUUGAGGAGCGCGAUGAAGUCGCCAUGAAGCUCGAGAAGGGCGAGGUCAAGCUGCUCAAGCUUUGCAACAAGGAGCGCAUCAACUCCAUGAAGAAGGGCGGUGCAGAGGCCGAGAAGCAGAAUUCUGGCCCCACUGACCCCGAGUCUGGCGACGCUGCCGCCCGCUGGAUUCCUCAGAAGAAGCGACCUACCCACCGCACUGGCCCCCUUGGGCUUAUUGGCAAGAAGGUUGACACCAUCGAAUGGGGUCGUGAGCAGCUCAAGGAACUCGUCCCCAAGGCUGACGAGGCCCAGGCCAACUGGCUCGCUGGUAACUACGAGAAGCACUCUGCUGUUUUCGUCGAGUUCUACACACAAUCCGAUGCCCAGGCUGCUUUCCAGACUACCACUCAUCACCAUGCUCUCCACAUGGCACCUCGACACAUUGGCGUCAAGCCCGACGAGGUCGUCUGGAAGAGCCUCAAGUACACUUGGUGGCAGAUCGUCAUUCGCCGAUAUCUCAUCGCCGCCAUCAUCGCUAUUCUCAUCAUCUUCUGGGCCAUUCCUGUUGCUAUUGUCGGUGUUAUCGCUCAAGUUAACACCAUCAAGUCUCUCCCUGGUCUUACUUGGAUCGAGAGCAUUCCCAGCGUCAUCCUUGGUGUCGUUUCUGGUCUUCUGCCUUCUAUCGCUCUCUCUAUCCUCAUGGCUAUGGUGCCCAUUUUCAUGCGUCUCUGUGCUAAGCAGGCCGGUUGUGUCUCCAUCUCCCAGGCUGAGCUUUACACGCAAAACACAUACUUCGUCUUCCUCGUCCUCCAGGUCUUCCUCGUCCAGACACUGGCCAACAGUUUCGUUUCUUCCAUCGUCACGAUCGUCCAGGACCCCAGCCAAGUCUUUACUAUGUUGUCUUCCUCGAUCCCUACUGCAUCCAACUUCUACAUCUCCUACUUCAUCGUUCAGGGUCUCGGUAUUGCCACCAGCGUACUGACUCAGGUUGUCGGCUGCAUCAUCUUCAAUCUGCUGUACAAGUUCCUUGCCAGCACCCCUCGAGCCAUGUACAACAAGUGGACCACACUCAGUGCUCUUACUUGGGGCAGCCUGAUGCCCGUUUACACCAACAUUGCUGUUAUCAGCAUUGUCUACGCUGUCAUUGCCCCUCUCAUGCUCUUCUGGUCGACUCUUGGUAUGGCUCUCUUCUAUCUUGCCUACCGUUACAACAUCCUGUUUGUCACCGAGACCAAGAUCGACACUAGAGGUCUCAUCUACCCCCGAGCUUUGAAGCAGCUUUUCGUCGGUGUUUAUCUUGCCGAGAUCUGCCUCAUCGGAAUGUUCAUCGUCUCCAAGGCUGCAGGCCCUGCUGUUUUGAUGGUCAUCUUCCUCAUCUUCACCGUUUUGUUCCACGUUACUAUGGCCAAGGCCCUCAACCCUCUCCUCUACAACUUGCCUCGCUCUCUCGAGGUUGAGGAGGAGCAGAUUCAGCGAAGCAACCAGGGCUCUGAGCUGGAGGAUGGACAUGUCCAGAAUGGCAAUGGUGCCGCCCAUAAUGGUGAUCACCAGAAUGGCAACAGCAAGGCCAAUGUUAUGAACAAGUUUGCGCCUGGUGGUACUGCCGGUGUUCAGAAGAAGGGUAACUUCUUCUCAAAGUGGCUCAAGCCCUGGAUCUACGCCGACUAUGCCACCAUGCGUCAGCUCGUCCCCCAUGAGAGUCACAUGGGGCUUGACUACACUGAGGAGGUUGAGCGCGAUGCUUACUUCCCACCUUCGGUCACCAGUCAGACUCCCAUCUUGUGGAUCCCCGCUGAUCCUGCUGGUGUCUCGAAGCAGGAGGUGUUCCACACGAGCAAGGUGAUCCCCAUCUCAGACGAGGGUUGCACAUUGAACGACAAGAACCACAUCGAGUGGGACACUGAAGGAGCACGACCUCCUAUCUGGACUGAGAAGAUUUACUACUAA